CCACGCUGCGAUCUCGCUCUCCUUCCUCGGCGAACGCGGCGUAGGCGGCCGAAUACAGCCUGGCCGAGGCAGAGCAGUAGAGCAGCAGGAAGCGGCCUCUCUUUCCGGGAACCCCACUGCCUUGUGGGAUCGUGGCUGGUUCCUCCGGUCUGGGCCGGUUUUCCCGAAUUCCUCCGCCCCGCCUCCUCGUCUGUACGGAAGCUGAGAGGGUCCGUGGGCAGCCAUGGCGGCGCACCUGAAGAAGCGGGUGUACGAGGAAUUCACUAAGGUGGUUCAGCAACAACAGGAGGAAAUUGCUACUAAGAAACUCCGACUGACAAAGCCAAGUAAAUCUGCAGCACUCCACAUAGAUUUGUGUAAGGCUACCUCCCCAGCAGAUGCUUUGCAGUACCUGCUUCAGUUUGCCAGGAAGCCUGUUGAGGCAGAAAGCGUGGAAGGAGUGGUCAGGAUUCUCUUGGAACAUUAUUACAAGGAGAAUGAUCCAUCUGUACGACUGAAAAUUGCGUCACUGUUGGGUUUACUGUCAAAGACUGCAGGAUUUUCACCAGACUGCAUUAUGGAUGAUGCCAUAAACAUUUUGCAGAAUGAAAAGUCUCAUCAAGUCCUAGCUCAACUCUUGGACACUUUGCUUGCAAUUGGUACUAAACUCCCAGAGAAUCAAGCUGUCCAGAUGCGAUUAGUUGAUGUAGCCUGCAAGUUCUACAUUAUUUGGAGAGGUGAUAUGAGCUAUAAGAUCGGCUUACCUCCAUCCUGAAUCUGUAACAGAAAUGCCAAGGACUCUUAAUGGUUUUAACAGUUGCCUCAUUUUUUUGUUUCUUGAUGUUUAAUUAGUAAUAAAGUUGAAUAACUUGUUAUAAAAUGAACUUCCUCAUCCUCUUCCCAAAAGAUAUGUAAUGAAAAUAAUUAUAGGAGCUACCUUGCAUUCUGUACCUAAUAUAUGCACUCUGUUUAUUAUGGUAAUUUAUACCUAUUUUUUCAUUUGUUUCUCAUAGUCCUUUAGGGAAGUACUGUUGUCCUCUUUUACUAAGGUGGGAAUUGAGUUUCAGGGAGUUUAAUUUGCUCAAGUUUUCACAAUUAGGAAGUUGAAGAACCAGGGAAUAAACUAUGUUUUUUCUGAUUCCAAA
Messenger RNA from Sus scrofa (pig), 1124 nucleotides. The record is from RefSeq and is a predicted model, not a curated record. NCBI's taxonomy places the organism in Eukaryota, Metazoa, Chordata, Mammalia, Artiodactyla, Suidae.